AUGGCCCGGCGGCGGCGCCGCGCCUGCAUCGCCCUCUUCCUGGUGCUGCUCUUCGCCUUCGGCACGCUCAUGGGGCUGCGCACACUCAAGGCCCCGGACGGGCUGCCCGCGCUGGGCCCAGGCCCGGAGCUAGCACCGUUCGAGCGGCGUCCCGAAGGGAACCCCGCGCCCGCCCGCGCCCCGGCUGCCCCCGCCGCGCCGCCGCCGCCUCCACCUCCACCGCGCACCGCCGCCCCGCGCGCCUCGCUGGGCCCGGCUGAGGCCGAUCCCGCGCCCCGGCAGAGCCUGAGAGUCUACUCCGAUCUGCACGCUUUUUACUACUCGUGGUACGGGAGUCCGCGGCGCGAGGGCCACUACAUCCACUGGGAUCAUGUCAUGGUGCCGCACUGGGACCCUAAGAUCUCGGCCAGCUACCCGCGUGGCCGCCACAGCCCUCCAGAUGACUUGGGCUCCAGCUUCUACCCAGAACUGGGGCCUUACAGCUCGCGGGACCCCGACGUGCUACGAGAGCACAUGACCCAGCUCAAAGAAGCUGCCAUCGGAGUUUUAGUUCUCUCCUGGUAUCCACCUGGCAUGGCUGAUGAUAACGGGGAGCCCACAGAUGACCUGGUACCCGCCAUCCUGGACACUGCCCAUCAGUACAACAUCCAGGUGGCCUUCCAUAUCCAACCCUACAAGGGCCGGGAUGACAUCACUGUCCAUGACAACAUCAAGUACAUCAUUGACACGUAUGGCUCCCACGGUGCAUUUUACCGUUAUAAGAAUAGCAUGGGCAAGAGUCUCCCACUCUUUUAUAUCUACGACUCCUAUCUGACAUCCCCUGAGGCCUGGGCCCACCUCCUGACACAAAACGGGCCUCACUCUGUCCGCAACACUCCCUACGAUGGGGUCUUCAUAGCUCUGCUCGUGGAGGAGAGUCACACCCACGACAUCCUUGCUGCAGGAUUCGACGGAAUGUACACCUACUUUGCCUCCAACGGCUUCUCCUUUGGCUCUUCCCAUCAGAACUGGAAAGCUGUGAAGAACUUCUGUGAUACCAACAACCUGAUGUUCAUCCCUAGUGUGGGGCCUGGGUACAUUGAUACCAGCAUUCGGCCCUGGAACAACCACAAUACUCGGAACAGGGUCAACGGCAAGUACUAUGAGACAGCCCUGCAGGCGGCCCUAACUGUGAGGCCUGAAAUAGUCUCCAUCACCUCCUUCAAUGAGUGGCAUGAGGGAACACAAAUUGAGAAAGCUGUCCCCAAGACGACACCAACUCGCCUGUAUCUGGACUACUUGCCUCACCAGCCCAGCCUGUAUUUAGAGCUGACCCGGCGCUGGGCAGAGCACUUCAUCAAGGAAAAGGAGCAAUGGCUGAUGUGAUGGACUAUCACCCAAACAAACCUCAAGAUCACCAAGCGGUUCAGCUGAGGAUAUAGGCACUCACUAGUCCCAAGUAGCAACUGGGAGUUUGUGGGUGGAUCAGCUAGCUCACGUAAAACAGAGGCUGGCACUUGGACUGGUGGUGCUGGGAAGCGAGGCAUGAUGAAGUGGGAGGGGGGCAAGUGGCUGCAAUGGCUUAAGGAAGCUCCGUGUCCCUCAGCUUUCAGCUGUGGAGCUGCGUAAGCCCCUGUGCUUAAAAGGGUCUCAGGGUUCUAAGCUAGCAUGCACUUACUUCCUUUGGACAGCUACCUUCCCACAUCUUGCUGAACCCAGGGAACCAUGUCUGACACUUCUAAGAGGCCUAAGGUCCUUCCAGUAGACUCCUGUGCCCCAUUAUCAGGAACACUGAGCACCCGCACUCAUUACUAAGCACCCACUGUCAGGUAGGUCCUGGGGAAUUUGAGCAAGGUUUCCUUCCCAAAGCUUACAGGAUCCUGCUUUUGAUGUAACCGGGUAGCUAGCACCUCGGCUGUUUUUGCUCUUUGCAGCUACACCCAGGCCUGGGAGUUCAGCUAUUUUUUCCUCCAAGAUAAUACCUCUGUGCUCCGGAGCCUUUCCCAGAUGAACAU
Molecule: messenger RNA, 1994 nt
Organism: Grammomys surdaster
Lineage: Eukaryota; Metazoa; Chordata; Mammalia; Rodentia; Muridae
Gene: Maneal
Product: mannosidase endo-alpha like
Exons: 5
Coding region: 1-1365 (454 amino acids)
Cellular component (GO): Golgi apparatus
Molecular function (GO): alpha-mannosidase activity
Source: RefSeq, a predicted model, not a curated record